Torulaspora delbrueckii is the source of this 618-nucleotide messenger RNA. RefSeq names its product transcriptional co-activator mating type protein alpha (gene HMLALPHA1). Gene Ontology annotation, cellular component: nucleus. The coding region runs from base 1 to 618 and encodes 205 amino acids. NCBI's taxonomy places the organism in Eukaryota, Fungi, Ascomycota, Saccharomycetes, Saccharomycetales, Saccharomycetaceae. Gene Ontology annotation, biological process: positive regulation of mating-type specific transcription, DNA-templated. The transcript has a single exon. Gene Ontology annotation, molecular function: DNA binding, bending. The record is from RefSeq and is a predicted model, not a curated record.
AUGGCAGUCUCGAGCAAGUCUUUUCGGGGUUUUAGGGUCAAUCGUCCUCUAUUCAAAGUACAAAUCAAUAAAGAUAGUAGAACCUCUCAGUGUAAGGCGAAGACAAAGUUCAAAAAGGCAAAACUUGAUAAAUGCCAACCUGAAAAUUCCGGGCGACUCGAAGAAAGGCACGUCAAGACCUUUGUGGUCAUUUUAAGACCAAUCAAGAUUCCAUUACCUCCCAAUAUUUUACUAGAAAAAAUAGAGCAAGAGAAACGAAAAGUUUACUCAGAAACUUCACCGGAAAUAGGCUCUCUAUGGGAUUCUCCAAUCGCUUGGGAUAAUGAAGACCUUUUAUUUUCCAUAGCUAGCGAUGUCUUAGGUAACAUAUAUAAGAAGCCCGCUCGUGAAACUGCUUCAAACAAGCCACUAAACUCAUUUAUGGCCUUUCGCGCGUAUAACUCACAAUUCGGGUACGGCUUGAAGCAGAAUAUUUUGUCGUCGCUACUAGCUUCGGCGUGGCACUCACAUCCAGAGCAGCAAGGGAUAUGGGACACUUUUGCGCAGCAGUUUAAUUUUGUCAAGCCGAAGUGUGGGUUUGUGGAGUGGGUGGAUCAAAGAUAUGAGCGGGAGAGUUAA